Molecule: messenger RNA, 2804 nt
Organism: Cydia strobilella
Lineage: Eukaryota; Metazoa; Arthropoda; Insecta; Lepidoptera; Tortricidae
Exons: 12
Coding region: 20-2725 (901 amino acids)
Biological process (GO): proteolysis
Molecular function (GO): serine-type endopeptidase activity
Source: RefSeq, a predicted model, not a curated record
AACACAGUUCUUCGAUAUAAUGAAGGUGUUAACUGUAUUGUUGACUUUGGCUAUUGCUGCCUCAUACGCAGAUUCUGCUAGAGAGCUAUCUGCUACAGGUUACCAUGAAAAGAUAGGUAUUCCUUUGGCUAGAAAGAUCAAACUGGCUGAAGAACAAGGACAGUUAACUUUGGAAGGUCAAAGGAUUGUGGGCGGUUCUAUUGCUGAUAUCAGUCAAGUUCCUUACCAAGUUGGUCUUGUCAUCACAAUCCUCUGGGUUUUGACAUCAGUUUGCGGUGGCAGCCUCAUCUCUACUACCCGUGUGCUUACUGCUGCCCACUGUUACCACGAUGGAAUAUUCACUGCCAACUCCAUCCAAACUGUCCAUGGAUCCAAUUUGCUGUUCACCGGCGGAGUGCGGCUUAGCACCACAGAUAUUGAGAUCCACCCUAACUGGAAUCCCCAAACGAUUGCUAAUGAUGUGGCUAUCCUUCGCAUACCUGCAGUUACCCUUUCUAAUGUAAUCCAGACGAUCGCUCUGCCUUUCAACGAUGCUUCAAAUCUUUUUGUCGGAAAUCACGCGCUCGCUUCUGGAUACGGCCUACGUUCCGACGGUGGUUUCAUCGGCAUCCUUCAACGCCUAAGUGCCGUGACUCUCCCCGUGAUCCCCAACAGCGUUUGUGAUGCAGUCUACAGACCCUACAUCACCGAUACAACUAUUUGCACCAGCGGCACCGGCGGCCAAGGAACGUGCAGUGGUGACUCCGGUGGUCCUCUUGCUCUUAACAUUAACGGGGUUCCCACACUGAUCGGUGUGACAUCGUUCGGCUCAUCUGAAGGUUGCGAAGUCGGUCUGCCUGCUGGUUACGCCAGAGUCACGUCCUAUGUGUCUUGGAUCACCUCCGUGAAUUAUUCGGAGAGGCUACAGGCACAGCUGGAUUAUACAUCUACGCCUCCAGAUAAAAACACGGAAAUCUCAGAGUUAACUGCGGAAAUCAGAGGCCUACGUAGUGAGGUGUCCACGAUUCAAUCCCAGAUUAAAGAGGUGCUGGACAGGCUUACACUUCAUACCGAACGCCUGGAAACUAUUUCCAACAGAAUAUCAGACAACGAGUCAAAAAUCAAGUCUCUUGAAGCCAAACAAUCGCAGACUGCUGAACUCCAAGAGACAGUGUCCAGGCUUCAAGACCAGCUGAACAAACAGGAACAAGUUGCUUUGAGAAAUGAAGUCGAGAUAGUUGGUUGCCCUGAAAGCUCUAAUGAAAAUCCCAUCCAUAUUGUACUAACUACAGCAGCGAAAAUUGGUGUGACUCUUACUCAUUGUGACGUGGAUGCUACCUGGAGGGCUGGUCCCCGCCUACGCUCGGCGUCGGGCAUGGAAGGAGUUAAUCACCGCAUCCACCCUCGGCCAAUAGCCGUCCGCUUUAUCCGUCGUGCGACGCGUGACGAGUUCCUUAAAGCUGCGAAGACUAGGCGCAAUGUAACAACGGAAGAUCUCGUCUUUAAUGAUAAAAACCCCCAAAGGAUUUUUGUCAACGAGCGGUUGACUAGAGAAAAUCGGCAGCUUUUUCGUGCCGCUAGACAACGGGCCACGAUCGCUAAAUUUAAACACUGCUGGACAUCUUCAGGUUCGGUGUUUGUCAGGAAGCACGAUAGUUCGGCUGUUAUUCACAUCCGCAAUCCUCUGGACUUGGAUCGUAUUACCGGGGAUCCUAGCAAAGAAUCCGAAAAUCCCUAUGCAAAUCCUGCCCCCAAUAAGGUUAAUCGCGCCAAGCCAUCCAGAACCGUGAUCAGCCAUGAUUUUGAAGCCAUCGGAGCGGAGCUUAAAGAAGAAAACUGGCAGCCGUUGAAGAACAUGUUCAGCAACAUGAAACUCACUUUACUGAUCAUGUUAAUGUCCGUGUCCGUGAUAACAAAUGCUUUCCUGAUAAAUUACAACUCAUUUCCAUCAAACAUUGGUGUAUAUGAUUACCAUCGAAAUAUCGGCAUACCACUGGCUGAGAAGAUAAAGAAGCAUGAAAGUGAAAUCAGCAUGCAGCGGAUUACUGGCGGAUUAGUGACAGAAAUCGAUGCAGUGCCUUAUCAGGCAGGUCUCAUUAUCUCAGUCCUCGACAAUCUUUCUAUCUGUGGUGGCUCCAUCAUUUCUGCCACUAAAGUCCUCACAGCUGCCCACUGCUAUGCUGACGGCAGUUCAACAGCUGAAGCCAUACUGGUUGUUCUGGGCUCCAACCAACUAUUUUUUGGAGGCACAAGGAUAGAUGCAGUAGAUGUGGUAGCGCAUUCUGGAUUCAAUCCCGUAACGGCAGAAAAUGACAUCGCCAUUAUACGAGUGCUAAGUGUCGUAUUUUCUUCGCAGAUCCAACCGGUGGCCCUUCCUUCGGGCGAAGUAAAUAUGGAUUUCACUGGAUACCAGGCACUCGCCUCAGGCUAUGGGAUGACAAGCGAUGACGAAGACAUAGAGUUACUCCAAACUGUUAGUUCAGUGACAGUUCCUGUGAUCAGUAACACAGCAUGUGCAGCAAUGUACGGAGGUUUCAUCCUAAGCCAGCACAUCUGCACGAGCGGUGUGGGUGUCAAGGGUACAUGCGGUGGCGACUCUGGGGGCCCGUUGGUAGUAGACUUCGACUCCAGGACUGUUUUGAUUGGCAUAACGUCUUUCGGAGCGGAGUUCUGCACGCUAUCAUACCCGUCCGCUUAUGUCCGACUAACUGAGUUCUUGGAUUGGAUAUCAACACAGAUGGAUUGAGGUGUUACGUAUUUACAAAUACUAAUUAGGUAUUUAUAAAUAUCUCGUAAAUAAGUGCUACUCAAUAAAAGGAAGAAAA